AUGGCUCCUUCGAGCGACACAGCGACCCUACGAGUCCUCUGCCCAAAGCUGGUUCUCUCUGGGAACCAACAGCCAGGAACUCUCCAAUGGCUCAUUGGCUCCCCAUUUUUCCCGCCUUUCACCGUCGUCUCCACCUUCCGAUGUAUUCAUCAGUCUCCUGAUUUCCAGCUAGAAUCUGAUGAUCUUCGGAAGUUGUUACCGAAAGGUUUUGAAGUCAUUGGAGGUCUGAUAGUUGCGGAGGAUUCUGAUGCUGAGAGUAACGCGCUUGAGGCCGUCAAAGCAGCUCGCAGACUGCGAAAGCAUAUAUCUGAAGGUGGAGAGUUAGAUAACGAGAAGAUCGUUGGGGCUAGUUUCGAUGCAGGAACCGGUACCACCCACUUCUUCAUCUCUAAAACAGAGAAAUCAACAAAACUAGAGCCUGUUGCUUCCGUUGUGUAUGAGGAUAAGUCUGGAAAGUAUUUAUGGGAGAAUGGUUGCUUGCUUCACUGUGAGCUUCCUAUCAAGUUGCCGUUCUAUUUCCCCGCAAGCUCGCCUUCGGAUUCGAAGGAGAUGUUUUCAAAUGCAAUUGAUGGAGUUAUUGCUCAGUUUAAAGAACCAAAUGCUGUAUACAUAGCUGAGACAUUGAAGAAAGCUUCUGGAGAUGUUUCAAAGCCAGUCGUCCUCCGCGGUAAAGAUUUCGGUUUUGGUGCUGAUGCGUCAAACAUUAACCGUCUUGCUGCUGCUGACCAUGUAUCCGACGUUAAGAUGUUAUCUUGUUCACAUCUGUGUCUAGACAGUAAAACCACUGCAGUAGUAAAUUCAGCAGAGAACGCAGAUAAAAUCCACGUAUCUGUUCUCCUUAAUAGAUCUGAAAAAUCUCCAACCUCUGGUGCCCCUGUUGCAGAAUAUUUUCCAGCUAUGGAAGAAGCAAGGCUCAUUGUUGUUGAUUUGAAUCUUGAUGUACUUACGUAUGCACCCAAGGAACUUCCGCUUAUGCAUGCGGUCUCAAAUUUAGUUAUCCCUGCAUUGGUUGAUCAGCUAUAUUCCCUGAAGAAGAUUAUUUUACCACACCUCUUGAUGGACCAUCCUAAGUUGCGUACAUAUCACUUCAAUCCACCUGGAGUAUUACAUCCAGUAACGACUAUAUAUGAGCUUAACUAUGGGGAGACUGAAAUGAAGCAAGUCGAUGUUAGGAAGUCUCUACAUAUAAGGCUUGGUCUGCCACUUGAUCGUCCGCUUCUAAGAACUGCUAAUGCGUUGGAUUUGUCUGUGAACGAUGACUCAAAGAGUAACAUAAAGAAAAGAGGUUCCGUCUUGCUUAAAGAUGUGCAUAUUGGAAUCCCUAGCAGCGGAGUCUCGGAAGGUGUGGCAUCUCUUACCCAAGGUUCUUAUGAGUACUAUCAUUAUCUUCAGGAUAGCUUCGAUGACUCGGGAUGGGGUUGUGCUUACCGAUCAUUGCAAACUAUCAUCUCGUGGUUCAGACUUCAACACUAUACAUCCAUUGCUGUUCCUUCACAUAGGGAAAUACAGCAGACACUUGUGGAAAUAGGUGACAAGGAUCCUUCAUUUAUAGGAUCACGCGAGUGGAUUGGUGCCAUAGAGUUGAGUUUUGUGCUGGAUAAACUUCUUGGUGUAAGUUGCAAGAUCAUGAACUUCAGAUCCGGAUCAGAACUCCCAGAGAAAUGCCGAGAGUUAGCUAUGCACUUUGAGACCCAAGGAACUCCAAUAAUGAUCGGAGGUGGAGUGCUUGCAUACACACUGUUGGGAGUGGAUUACGAUGAAGGAAGCGGGGAUUGCGCGUUCCUGAUCCUGGAUCCGCAUUAUACAGGAAGUGAGGAUCACAAGAAGAUCGUCAAUGGUGGAUGGUGUGGCUGGAAAAAAGCUGUUGAUAGCAAAGGGAAGAGCUUUUUCUUGCACAAUAAGUUUUACAAUCUUCUUCUUCCUCAGCGUCCUAACAUGGUUUGA
Messenger RNA from Microthlaspi erraticum, 1944 nucleotides. The record is from the annotation of a GenBank genome assembly. NCBI's taxonomy places the organism in Eukaryota, Viridiplantae, Streptophyta, Magnoliopsida, Brassicales, Brassicaceae.